Quercus lobata is the source of this 3009-nucleotide messenger RNA. RefSeq names its product kinesin motor protein-like protein. Gene Ontology annotation, biological process: microtubule-based movement; microtubule depolymerization. Gene Ontology annotation, cellular component: microtubule. NCBI's taxonomy places the organism in Eukaryota, Viridiplantae, Streptophyta, Magnoliopsida, Fagales, Fagaceae. Gene Ontology annotation, molecular function: ATP binding; microtubule motor activity; microtubule binding. The record is from RefSeq and is a predicted model, not a curated record. The transcript has 14 exons. The coding region runs from base 379 to 2832 and encodes 817 amino acids.
GUAAUAAAUUUAUUUCAACAACAACAACAAGAAGGCUUUGUACUCAUUUCAUUUCACAGAAAGACGCACACACAGAGAUAAAGAAGGAAAGAGACAUUGAACCUUUCCAUUACGAUCAAAUUAGGGUUUUGCUUUCUUCAUUUCUUCGCUUCGGAUCUGAUCGCAACCUUAUCAAAUUCUCAACCCACAGAUCGAUUCGAUCGCGUAUUCGUAUAUUCACUCCCAAAAAAAAAAAAAAAAAAAAAACUGAUUCCUUGGAUUUGAGUCACAUUUUUCAGUAAUCACUUUUCAUGUUCCACUUUGAAUUCGAAUUUUCCCCUCCUUCGGUUGUUCGAUAGAUCUUGAAAAUUGGCUCCUCAAAGGCGAUCGCAGCGCCACAUGGGUGGCCAGAUGCAGCAGAGCAAUGCUGCUGCAGCGGCGGCCACGACGGCUUUGUACGAUCACGCCGGUGCGGGAGGCAGUGGUGGCAGUGACGCCGGCAGCGAUGCGGUCAUGGCACGGUGGCUUCAGUCCGCAGGGUUGCAGCAUCUGGCCUCUCCCUUGGCCUCUACCGGCAUCGAUCACCGCCUCCUCCCCAAUCUCCUCAUGCAGGGCUAUGGAGCACAGUCUGCUGAAGAGAAACAGAGGCUUUUUAAGUUGAUGAGAAACCUCAAUUUUAAUGGGGAGUCUGGGUCUGAUCCAUAUACGCCUACCACCCAAUCCUCAGGAGGAGUGGCUGUAUCAGAGGGGUUUUAUUCUCCAGAGUUCAGGGGUGAUUUUGGAGCUGGGCUUUUGGAUCUUCAUGCUAUGGAUGAUACAGAGCUUUUAUCUGAGCAUGUUAUUUCAGAACCUUUUGAGCCAUCGCCCUUUAUGCCUGGUGGUCCAAGAACAUUUGAUGAUGAUUUUGGUGUGACAAGUGGUGGACAGCUAAGAGGGCAAUCAGAUGCAGAUGCAUCAGUUCCAUUACCUAUAAAUGAAAAAGAGACAACAAAGGAAAACAAUGUGGCAAAGAUAAAAGUUGUGGUACGAAAAAGACCUCUGAACAAGAAGGAGCUUUCUCGGAAGGAGGAGGACAUAGUAAAUGUUUAUGACAGUUCUUAUUUGACUGUCCAUGAGCCCAAACUGAAGGUGGACUUGACUGCAUAUGUGGAGAAGCAUGAGUUUUGUUUUGAUGCUGUUCUCAAUGAGCAUGUCACCAAUGAUGAGGUUUACCGGGUUACUGUUGAACCAAUCAUUCCUACCAUAUUUGAGCGAGCAAAGGCUACAUGUUUUGCUUAUGGUCAGACAGGUAGUGGUAAGACCUUCACAAUGCAACCAUUGCCUCUCAGGGCUGCAGAAGACCUUGUUAGAUUGUUACAUCAGCCAUUCUACCGUAAUCAGAGAUUCAAAUUGUGGCUUAGCUAUUUCGAGAUAUAUGGUGGAAAACUCUUUGAUCUUCUGACUGAUAGAAAGAAACUCUUUAUGAGGGAAGACUCGAGGCAACAAGUUUGCAUUGUCGGACUGCAAGAAUUUGAAGUUUUAGAUGUACAAAUUGUUAAAGAGUUUAUUGAGAGGGGAAAUGCUGCAAGAAGCACUGGGUCCACUGGUGCCAAUGAGGAAUCUUCUAGGUCACAUGCUAUCUUACAACUCGUUGUUAAGAAGCAUGGUGAGAUAAAAGAUGCCAAACGUGGCAAUGAUGGAAAUGAGUCUAAAACUGGGAAAGUUGUUGGGAAGAUUUCUUUCAUUGAUCUUGCUGGUAGUGAAAGAGGUGCUGACACUACUGACAAUGACCGACAGACAAGGAUUGAGGGAGCAGAAAUUAACAAGAGUCUUUUGGCUCUCAAGGAAUGCAUUCGUGCUCUGGACAAUGACCAGAUCCAUAUUCCUUUUCGUGGGAGCAAACUUACAGAGGUGCUUCGUGACUCCUUUGUUGGCAAUUCAAGGACUGUUAUGAUCUCUUGCAUUUCCCCAAAUGCAGGUUCAUGUGAGCAUACCCUCAAUACUUUGCGAUAUGCAGACCGGGUUAAAAGUCUCUCCAAAAGUGGAAAUGCGAGAAAGGAUCAGGCUAUAAAUUUAUUACCAUCAAUUAAUAAAGAUGUUUUACCAGCAUCAUCUUUGCCGGUGUCUGUUGAAUCAGAGGAUGUUUUUGAACAGCGUCAGGAGGUGAAAGUAGCUGAUACGGGUAGAAGGGUUUUGGAAAAGGAAAAUCUCUCAUACAAUCCUACUGUGGAUUAUAGUAAACAGCCCUCCAGUUUCUCAUCAAGUUACCCCUUAAAUGGGCGAGAGGAAAAAGGGGUGCCUUCUGGCUCAAUGGAUAGGGAGAGAUACGAAAUAAAAAAUUCUUAUGGCGAUUCUACUAUUCCAAAGACAUACUCCUCUUAUCCCCAAAACUUAGUUGAUACAGAAGAGAAAGUGCAAAAAGUGUCACCACCUCGCAGAAAAGUGUCUAGGGAAGAAAAAUCAGAGAAGCUGGGGAAUUGGCUGAGAAAAGAUUCUAGUGGAUCGGAUAUUUCCACCACAAGCACCAAGCAGCAGAAUACAGUCAAUUACAACACAAAUAAUGUUGGAUCCCGGCAAUAUGAACCUGAACCUCCACCUGAUGGAAAUAUUAAUGCUAUACUUGAGGAAGAAGAGGCCUUGAUCGCUGCUCAUAGAAAAGAAAUCGAGGACACAAUGGAGAUUGUCCGUGAAGAAAUGAAGCUGCUGGCAGAAGUGGACCAACCAGGCAGCCUUAUAGACAACUAUGUGACCCAAUUGAGCUUUGUGCUUUCUCGCAAGGCAGCAGGUCUGGUUAGUCUUCAAUCUCGCCUUACAAGGUUUCAACACCGGUUGAAAGAACAGGAGAUACUUAGUCGGAAAAGAGUACCUCGCUAAGGCACCUUUUUUGUAUCUUUGAACAUAUCCUGUCAUGUAAUUUCCUUCUCUCAUAUUUUUGCAGUGUUCUUUUGCCAAUGUUGAACGGUUCUGUGUAUUCAAUGUAUAUGGACCUUCUCUGGUUAUAAUAUAUAGUUUUUGUCUUCCUCUCACAGUUAUUAAAAAAAAAAAAAAAAA